AUGCUGUUUCAUCUCCUGAAAGAGGGACUAAACUGUUGCAAUUGUACGCCAUUAUUUUCUUCUUUUGCAGUGUUAUUAGUGGCUGGUAGCAGGACGUACAAGGUCACAGGCCAAUUUCACCUUUGUGAUCCAUGGUGGAAGGUAACCUGCAGAGUUAACCGUGGCAGGCACAGGUUUUUUACCCUCUGCUCCAGCUAUCCCUCCUAUAGUCUCCGCACCAAUCUGAGAUCAGAGGGCCGGUCACUAUCUCUUUUUCUUAAAGAGUGUGAGGCAAACCCUCUGUUUGUUAACAUGUUUAUGGAGUGGUUGCCCAAUGACACAGACGUGGAGCCUGUCAAUAUGCUGGACGUCCUGAAGGAUUUUGAAGUUUCAGCACCAGAGCAUAAAGCUGUGGCUGAACAGCUCAAAUCAAAUGUCAUUAACUCAGUUGCUUGGACACGUGUGAGAGUUGCCAGCAUGUACCCUCAAAUCAUGAAAUACUUCCCAACAUUGCUGCCAGGCCAGUUUAUGGACAUAAUAAGCACUGGAAAGAUGAAAAACACACAGGACACCACUGAAGAAACUCCACAGCAGCAGAGUAACAGACUUAUUGGAGAAUCUAGAGAAGUUAAUUGAGAAUGAUAUUUGGAAGU
Molecule: messenger RNA, 632 nt
Organism: Sinocyclocheilus grahami
Lineage: Eukaryota; Metazoa; Chordata; Actinopteri; Cypriniformes; Cyprinidae
Product: DNA helicase B-like
Exons: 2
Coding region: 1-615 (204 amino acids)
Source: RefSeq, a predicted model, not a curated record